This is a messenger RNA of Aspergillus uvarum CBS 121591, 1240 nucleotides long. Its product is annotated as alpha-ketoglutarate-dependent dioxygenase AlkB family protein. The transcript has a single exon. Gene Ontology annotation, biological process: DNA repair. The coding region runs from base 34 to 1026 and encodes 330 amino acids. Lineage: Eukaryota; Fungi; Ascomycota; Eurotiomycetes; Eurotiales; Aspergillaceae. The record is from RefSeq and is a predicted model, not a curated record.
CCCGUCGCGAGCACGCACCACCCAGACUACCCCAUGCCCAUUCGCAACCUCCCCUCGCAUAUCUUCAAGCCGAUCGCCAAUCUUGAGCGCGUCCGGCCCCCGCAAGCCAUCAACAACCAGCCACACCUGAACCUACUGUAUUUUCAGCCGUUCAUCCCGUCGCCGAUCGCGCGCGAUCUGUUCAAGUUCCUCCGGAAUGAGCUCCCCUUCUAUCGCGUGCAGUACACCAUCCGCCGCGGCCCAACGGAGACACUCAUUAACACGCCGCGUUACACGACCGUCUUCGGCGUGGACGAGACAAGCAUUUUCAUCCCGGGUUCGCAGGAUAUCGCGACGACCAAUCCGAGACCUAUUGGCGACGACAACGCCUCGUCCGAGUCGACUCAAACCCAGACUUCCACACCCACCCUCGUAGAGUCCCGCACCCGCGCCCCGCCAAUCACUCUCAAAGACAAAACCAAGUACAACCAUCCCCCGCGCCCCAUCCCGCCGUGUCUCGAUGUCCUCCGCCAGGCCGUCGAGGCCGCGACCGCCGACGGAACACAUUACAACUUCUGCCUGGUGAACUACUACGCCACGGGCGAUGACAGCAUCUCAUACCACUCGGACGAUGAGCGGUUCUUGGGGCCGAACCCCACGAUCGCGUCCAUCUCGCUCGGUGGGCAGCGGGACUUCAUGCUCAAGCAUAAACCCGUGGCCGGGAGCGAUGUUGACGCAGGGAAGCCGCUCAAAUUCCCACUCAACUCCGGGGACAUGAUCGUCAUGAGAGGUGAGACACAGGCCAACUGGUUGCAUAGUAUUCCAAAGCGAAAAGGGGCGCAGGGGAGCCAGGGGAGAAUCAACAUCACGUUCCGGAAGGCGGUAGUACCGGGUGGUACAAAUAAUUAUUAUAGGUAUAAUGUGGGCGACGGGGCAGUUUAUCGAUGGGAUGAGUUGAGCAAUCGGAUGGUUGCUGUCAAGAAAGAGAAAGAAACGGAAGGAGAAAAAGAGUCGCAAAAGGUAAACGAAGUAAAGGUUGAGGAAUGAGGCAAGGCGACGGAGGUACCCCGUACCUGGGUGGCAACACUUGCACAAUAUUAGGACCGCGAGAAUGGGUUCUUAUAGUUCCGGAACUGUUCCAGUGAUACUGCGCCCUCGAGAAUAUGCUGCAGGAGGGUUCCGUAAUCCCAUCCGAUAGCAGCGGCAGCGAGGGCACAGAGACUGGCUUGAUCUUCACGGCCAGGACGGCCAGGGCCAGUCA